Messenger RNA from Homarus americanus (American lobster), 2996 nucleotides. Its product is annotated as required for excision 1-B domain-containing protein-like. NCBI's taxonomy places the organism in Eukaryota, Metazoa, Arthropoda, Malacostraca, Decapoda, Nephropidae. The coding region runs from base 149 to 670 and encodes 173 amino acids. The transcript has 5 exons. The record is from RefSeq and is a predicted model, not a curated record.
CGGGGCGUUGAAGCUUCGAAUCCUGGUGGUUUUUUUUUUUCCUCCUGUUUGGCCGAGGCUACGGGUGGCUCUGAGAACAUUCCGAGUCUUGCCAACGUCGACGGUGUUUGUGUUGCUCAGCUUAAAAGUUUCACCGUAGUUAUGAGAGAUGGCGGGGCCCGCUCGACAGACACUAGCAUCACCAUGCAGCCAGUCUACACCAUGUGUUAAUCAAUCAGUUAUGCUGGAGAACAAUUCUCUGUCGAUGAUCCACCAGUUUGACCAGCUACAGGAGGAGCGGGUCCACAGUUACAGACUCUUGGAAGAAGGCCACAAGAUCUACCUAAGUACAGGACCAAACUAUGAUUUCCCCAUGUUUAGGAAACUUGUCCAUGAUGUGACACAAGACUUCAAGCGGAUUUCUGAAGGCAUCAUAGUUGUUGAAAAGGCUCUCAGAACUGACGGCUACACAAGUGCAGCUGAUAUCAUCACUUCACUUCAGGAAAGUGAGAAGAAGAAAUUAGAACUGACUGCCCGCUUGCAACUUUCUUGUGAAAUGUUAGCAGAGAGCGACAAUGGGGAACUGGAAACAAAUAAGGUAAAGGAAAUAAGAAACGAGUUGGGAAAAGUGGUGGAGCAGAUAAACAACUUACUGACAGAACUCCGCUAUGAAAUCCACAAUGGAGAAUAAGUUGUACAGUACGUGUAUUACUGCAAUAGAUCAGUAAAGUAUUGUGUGCCAUAUUGUGAUAAGAAAUUGUUAAUUGGAUGAUUUUUCGGUGAAAAAGUUUAAAAAUGUCAUGCAAAAUUAAAGAUAUUGAAACUUCAUCAUUGUAUUUUUGACUAUGUGGGCCAGUCAUACAGCAUUGCUGAACUUUGAAACAAAUUUCUUUAAAUAAAAAUUUUAUUAUAUAUUUCAAGUACAAAAUGAGAUUGAUUUACUAGUUUGUAAUAGUUUAUUAAUAUUAAUAUAGAAAUUGAUCCAGGAGGACACCAGAUUAAUGGAUAAUAACGGUCUUUUGGAUUUAAUGGAGGAUCACUCUUUAGCUACAUUAGCAAAUAAUACUGUUCUGGUGUCUUGGAAGUUAUCAAAGAGUUCACUAGAUUAAUGAUAUAUACUAUACUGUAAUGGUGUCUUUUGGUAUUGAUCAGGGGCACACUUUGCAGAGUAACAAUGGUGUGUCUUGAGUUUGAGGCAUCUUCACAAAGCAAUUCAUCAAAAAAUUUUUGUGCCUAUUGGAAAGGUAUGUAUCAGCCUCUUUACUUGGGAUGAUGGUUGUAAGCUUCAUAGUGUAUUGACAAUAUACCAUGCAUAAACUAUUGUGUUUUAUUUAGAUAUAAAAUACUAAAUGAUAUAUAGAUUCUCCUGUACACUUCAUGGUAAGAUUAUUUAAUUGUAAUAUUUAUAUCCUCUAAUGGUCACAAAUUAUAAUUUAUUUACCUUUUUUUUUCAUAAUUUGUAUGGAUGUAUUUUAAUGGUAUUGUUAUGCUUGCAUUUAGUGUGGUUUUGAGUACCUUUAUAGAAUAAUUCUGAAGUUAUUCACCUUCAGUUGAAGCAAGAGUUUAAUAUUGUUAAGUGCUCCGGUUGUGACACUACAGUAUUGUUAAUGUAUUUUUAUUUUAUAGGUGACAUUGUAUUUUUUAUUAAUUCUUAGCGGAACUUAAUUUAAAAUAUUCUAUUUUUGUAGACAUGGCCUAACUGCCUUAAAAACCUUCAUGUAUUACUGGGUGAUUAGUAAAUGACAGGUUUAGGCCUUCCAGUAUUAAAAUAAUAUGGUUGGAACUUUGUUAUUGUUUGACUAUAUGUAUUGUGUAAUACAGUAUUCUAUUUUGAGAAAUAAGUGUCUUGAGUUGGGAGCCUGUGACCCCUCCACUCUCAGAAUUUAGACACAACAGUUCCUUGUAGUGAUAACCCCCACUGUAAGAAGGGUGUCUUCCACUCCCCAUGACAAAAUGUAUUUCUAUACCUAUCCCAAUUAUAGUCCUUAGGUUAAAUUACCCAACAUAUUUCCACUACUUAAAUGUGUAGUUGGUUGAUAUUUUGUUCAUGACAUAACCACAAAAUGUGUUAUUUUUUGUCUUCUGGUUCUUAUAAUUAUGUACUUGCUCUUAUGCAUGUAAAACUUAGAGGUGUAUGGUGAAUACUGCCUGAAUACUCCCUAGAUAUUCCUUAAAUAUUUCUCGCCAUCAGUACUACACUCAUUAUAUUUGAGCACUUUAUUCUGGUCACACAUAUCCACCAGGGUGUCAUAGUAAAUAAUUUCAGGCAAUUUGGAAUGCUACACAACUAGUGCUUGUACUAAGCCCAAUCCAUCAGUUUUUAACUUUUGCAAAUAUAUGCUCAGUAACGGGUAUAUUCCCUCAAAUCUGGGACCUUUUGAACCAACACGUAACCAAAUUUGAGGAUCUGUUGGUUUCCUGGGUCGCCUGUGUUACCCUAGGCCUCUCGGGAGACUGCGCACAUUUUACUUCCACAUAAACUCAAUUGAAGGUUUUUUUUUCUUAAAUAACAAAAUGCAUGUACAGUAUAGAAAUAAUCAUUAUAAACAUUAUUUAAAUAAUAAUUAUACUGUAGUCUAUUUAGAAGUCCCUAAGUGAGUUAAAUGGUUUGUUGACUUCCAGCAGCAUCUAGUGAAUUUCAACAUAAGCCAGAAGUAGAGCUCAUUAUUCAUUAUUGUCUGAUUGAAUAAAUAUCUCAAUUCCUUAAGUAUCUAUUUAUAUAAUUUGUAUUUAUUAAUACCUGUACAAUAUUAUUAUUGUUUUCACAUAUCUUUAGAAUUGUGAAUGGUUAAAUUAAACCAAAGCCAUCAGGUUAUUUAUGCCAGAUGCUACUUGUUGCCACUUGGGCCUGUUUUCUUUAGUUAAUUUUAAGAAGUAAACCAAAUGUUCAACUUAUUAUUGUGUGAGUGGAAGCAAAACUUAAGUAAGCAAGGGAAGAAAGGGUCUAGUUUUGAGGGUCUGUACCUGUAGGUUUAAUGUUUCUCUCUUUUUGCUGUUAAUAAAGUCACGGAGGCACA